AUGGGUGAUAAGGCGGAUUGGUGUGAUGCCAAUGUGAGGCAUUUCAUUGAUAUAUGUAAAGGAGAGAUAGAAGCUAGGAAUAGGCCUUCGGGAAUGUUCACUAGGAAUGGAUGGAAAAAUCUUAGAGCUAAGUAUGAAGAAAAAACUGGGCUGGAACAAACUAAGAAACAAUUGAAGAACAAAUUAGACAAUAUGAAAAAGGAAUAUACUUGGUUUAUGGAGUUGAAGAACAAUGCCACUGGUCUUGGAUGGAAUGAGGCAAAGCAAACUGUUGAUUGCUCCAAGGAAUGGUGGGAUGAGCACCUUGCUAGAUGCAACAAUGCUAAUAAAGAUGAUGUUUCCUCUAAUGAGUCAAGUGAUGAGGAUGUGGCUGAGAUGGAUGGGCACAUGGAAGAUUUGGCCCAAAAGGGGCCAAAAGGACUAUUGCUUCUAGCUGAACUUUCCGAACAGACUGCAAAUAUUGGUCAAAUGGGGUCCCAGUACACUGAGAAGUAUUUGAACAAAGGAGAAUAUAGGAUAGCACCAGAAACUGGACUUCAAUGGGUUAAGAGGUGCAUGGAUCGACCGAGGUACUUUUACAAAAUGUUUCGGAUGAGCCCUGAUAUUUUUAUGUCACUCCAUGACUUGAUAGUAUCAACGUAUGGUCUGACAUCAACUAUCCAUGUUUCAUCAAUUGAGUCAUUGGCGAUGUUCUUAUGGAUUGUUGGAGGGCCCCAAGCUUUUGCACAAGCUGAAGAUAAAUUUACACGAUCUCUUUGGACAGUUCACACCAAGUUUCAUGAAGUACUGAAUUGUUUGCGCAAGUUAACAAAGGAUAACAUCAAACCAAGGGACCCUACUUUCAGUACUGAGCAUGAAAGGAUCAAAGAGGACCAUUUCUGGCCUUAUUUUAAAGACGCUAUUGGAGCUAUAGAUGGUUCACAUGUUAAAGUUGAAGUGCCAGCAGAGGAAGUGGUUAACCAUACAUGCCUACAUGGAUAUACAUCUCAGAACAUCUUAGCUAUUUGUGACUUCGACAUGAGAUUUAUCUUCGCUGUUGCUGGUUGGCUAGGUUCUGCACAUGACUCACGGAUCCUCAGUCAUUCCUUAGAAAACUUCACUUCUUUUCCUGUGCCUCCUAAAGGAUACCUUGCCCCUUUCAAAGGAACCACAUACCAUAUUUCAGAAUUUUGCCAUCAUUCUGGGCAUCCUCCGCAAGGGAAGUAUGAGAUGUUCAAUUUCUUGCAUUCAUCCCUUCGAAAUGUCAUUGAGCGGUCUUUAGGAGUCUUGAAGCAGAAAUGGCAUAUUUUGAAAGCCAUCUCUAGUUUCAGUACACGUUCUCAGAAGCACAUUAUUCUUGCUUGUAUGGCAUUGCAUAAUUUCAUUCGUGACAGUAAGUUGCAUGACAAGGAGUUUGAUAGAUGUGAUGCUGAUGAGGACUACCUACUGGAAGAGACAUCUGAAUCAGAAGAAGAUGCUUGUCCAGAUAGUGAGAACGAGGAUACCAUGAAUACCAUUCGCAAUAGGAUAGCUGAUGAUUUGUUUAGUGCGAGAGGGUGA
Panicum virgatum (switchgrass) is the source of this 1539-nucleotide messenger RNA. RefSeq lists its product as uncharacterized. The record is from RefSeq and is a predicted model, not a curated record. The coding region runs from base 1 to 1539 and encodes 512 amino acids. Lineage: Eukaryota; Viridiplantae; Streptophyta; Magnoliopsida; Poales; Poaceae. The transcript has 5 exons.